Molecule: messenger RNA, 809 nt
Organism: Corapipo altera (White-ruffed manakin)
Lineage: Eukaryota; Metazoa; Chordata; Aves; Passeriformes; Pipridae
Product: serine/threonine-protein kinase PAK 1-like
Exons: 8
Biological process (GO): regulation of actin cytoskeleton organization; regulation of MAPK cascade; intracellular signal transduction
Cellular component (GO): cytoplasm
Molecular function (GO): ATP binding; protein serine/threonine kinase activity
Source: RefSeq, a predicted model, not a curated record
AGAGGAAACUACCUCGAGCUGACCCUCCUCAGGCUCCUUCUCUUCCUUCACUUUCUGAGGAUACAGAGGAGGAAGACAACAAUGAAACUCCACCUGUUGUUGCACCAGAGCCUGAACAGCCAAACUCUACCAAUACAUGCUCUGGAACAAAAUCUUCCACUGCCCUGGAAGCUGCUGCACUGGAAGCCGCUGAAAAAGACAACACUCCCACACCUGAGAUCACCUACAUGAGCACUUCCAGCAGUUCCUGCAGCAGCAACAACUGGCAGCAAGAGACGGUAGAGGAGGACAGCCUAGAGAAACUGAGGAGCAUUGUGAGUGUGGGAGAUCCUAUGAAGAAGUACGUUGAAUGGGAAAAAAUUGCCAGCGGUGCCUUCGGAACAGUCUAUGCAGCGACCGACACUGCCACAGGAGGAGAGGUGGCCAUAAAGCAAGUGUGUCUCCAAAAACAGCUCAAAAAGGAACAAAUUGUCGAUGAGCUCAUUAUCAUGAGGGACAACAAGCAUCCAAAUAUUGUUAACUAUUUAGACAGCUACCUGGUUGGAGAUAAACUGUGGAUAGUGAUGGAAUACCUAGACGGAGGCUGCUUAAGUGCUCUUGUUAAGGAAGUAAGCAUGAGUGAAGGAAUGAUGGCAGCUGUCUCUCGAGAGUGCCUGCAAGCACUGGCGUUCCUCCAUUGCCACCAAGUGAUCCACAGGGAUCUCAAAGGCGAUAACAUUCUCCUUGGAAUGGAUGGAUCCGUCAAGUUGGCUGAUUUUGGUCUCGCUGCUCGCAUCACACUGAGCAGAGCAAACGAAGCUCAGUCGUCG